Molecule: messenger RNA, 1890 nt
Organism: Eriocheir sinensis (Chinese mitten crab)
Lineage: Eukaryota; Metazoa; Arthropoda; Malacostraca; Decapoda; Varunidae
Product: adenine DNA glycosylase-like
Exons: 13
Coding region: 340-1755 (471 amino acids)
Biological process (GO): base-excision repair; mismatch repair
Cellular component (GO): nucleus
Molecular function (GO): oxidized purine DNA binding; purine-specific mismatch base pair DNA N-glycosylase activity; 8-oxo-7,8-dihydroguanine DNA N-glycosylase activity
Source: RefSeq, a predicted model, not a curated record
GAAGGAAGAUAUAAGAUAACGACCUACUAGUCACUGUUUACACUGUGACGAUUGUAGGGAAUAGUAUUUUGUUCCAUGUAGGUAGGAUGAGUAGGAUACUGUCUGUUCUGUAUGUUUUUUGUUUCUUUUCACAUGAGUUCCCGUACAAAGGUUUGCUGACAAGUCUUCUGUGGCAUCAAGAUCAAGAUCAAGGCAUUCGCCCAUGCAACGUGUGUUGUGAGGUUAGGAAAUCGUGAUAUUAUUGAAAAGGAUUACCGACGCAUAUUGACAGGGAUAUCAGCAGCUUUUCCGUGUCUCAGAGUUUCUUGAUAGCAGGUGACUGCCCAUGCCACCCCCACAAUGGUGAAGCCAGCCGCCCCCACUAUCGGCCCCCUGCACCACCUCAAGGCAGGAGAGGUGGCCACCAUACAGCGUGGCCUCCUGGCCUGGUAUGAUGCCAACAAGCGGGUGCUGCCCUGGCGGUCCAUUGCUGCCACAGAGCCUGACACACAAAAGAGAGUCUAUGCUGUGUGGAUCUCUGAGAUAAUGCUGCAGCAAACACAGGUCAGCACAGUGAUCAGCUAUUUUGAGACGUGGAUGUCCAAGUGGCCCAGAGUAGGGGACCUGGCCCAGGCCUCCCUGGAAGAGGUCAACCAAGUCUGGGCUGGCCUUGGGUACUACUCCAGGGCUCGCAGACUGCACGAGGGAGCCAUCAAGGUGGUGGAGGAGCUCAAGGGAAAGUUUCCGAAUGACAAGGAUGGUCUGGUACGGGAGCUGCCUGGUGUUGGCCGCUACUCAGGGAGUGCCAUCGCCUCCAUUGCUCUGGGGCAGGCUGUGGGAGUGGUGGAUGGCAAUGUAAACAGAGUCUUGGCCCGGCUUAGAGGUAUUGGCAGCGACAUCACCUCCCCAUCAACAGCAGAACACAUGUGGAAUUUGGCUGACCAAAUUGUUGAUCCCAAGAGGCCUGGAGACUUCAAUCAGGCAAUAAUGGAACUCGGAGCAACUGUUUGCACACCAAAGGCCCCAAAGUGCAACGCCUGUCCCCUUCGUGCCGUGUGUGUUGCCCAGCAGAGAUCAGAACACUUGCAAGAGAAGUCUUCAAUCAAAAACCACUUCCAGCACAGCAAAAAAAGCGUGGAAGAGGAAGAGCCUUCCAUUCCAGAUAUUGAAUGCUUGGCUGAUUGUGACUUUUGUCUCCAAAAAGAAGACUGGGAUGAAAGUCUUGGGGUGCAGAACUACCCAUGUAAGGGACAAAAGACUAAGCAGAGGGAGGAGACAACGGCUGUGGUGGUCAUUGAGUGUGAGGACAACAAGAUGCUGCUGGUGCAGCGGCCCAAGGGAGGUUUGCUGGCCAACUUGUGGGAGUUUCCUCACAUACCACUGAUGGAUGAGGACAAAGACCAGUGGGAGGAGAGAGUGACAAGACAGGUUACCGAGCAGUAUGGUAUAAAAGAGCCUUGUGCCUCAUCAAAAACAUUCAUUGCAGAUGUCACACACAUUUUCUCCCACAUAAGACAAACUUACAGAGUGUACAAAGUCUUCCUGGCUGAUGAGAGUGUUGUGGUCUGGCCUGAGAGGUACCAGCAGGGCCAGUGGAUGACUAGAGAGGAGUUCCUUGCAUCAGCUACCUCAACAGCCAUGAAAAAGGUGUUGAAGGCAGUGGAGGGUGCAGCAAACAAAGGCAAGAAUAAGAAGACCAAGAACUCACCUGCAGACCAACCCACAAAGAAGCAGAAGACCAUCUCUCAGUUUUUCUCACCAACAGCCAAGAAGUAGAGGGAUUACCCUCCAUCAGACCUACCUCUUUGAUAUUAAAUCAAUAUAACAAUUUUAAAAAUAUAUUAAAUUAAAAUACUUUUAUAACUUUUUGUAAUAAAAUUGCAUUUUACCUCAAAAUAAUGUGUUUUGCAU